AUGAGAGCGGAUAAUUUGAAAGGUCUUGAAGACGAAGGAGUUUUAAAAUUAGGCCGUGCAGAAACGAUUUCAACGACAGCUGUGUAUGAUGAGAAAGUAAAUGAAAAAAGCGAAGAAUUAAAUACGUUAAUAUCAACUAGAUGUACAACAGACAAGGCAAUUGAGAUUGGUGCUCAUAAAGAUGCUUCAGCAGCUUCUAAUGUAGAUGACUCAAAUGAAAACGAUGAAGACCAAACUGUAACGCCUUUGAAUCAGAAAAUUGAUGAAGAAUUUGUCACCAAGGUAUACAUACCACCGAAGCCAGCGAAGCAACCCAAUCACUUCGUUGAUGACAUUUAAUAAUAUAAAAUAUACAAGAUUAAGUGUUUCUCAAUUUUAA
This is a messenger RNA of Nymphalis io (European peacock), 379 nucleotides long. RefSeq lists its product as uncharacterized. Lineage: Eukaryota; Metazoa; Arthropoda; Insecta; Lepidoptera; Nymphalidae. Bases 1 to 339 code for a protein of 112 amino acids. The record is from RefSeq and is a predicted model, not a curated record. The transcript is spliced from 9 exons.